AUGUUUAAACUCAUAAAUUUGCUUUGUGAGUGCCAUUUGGCAAAAAUUGGAUUAAAAAAUAAUAUUAUAAUAAUAAUUGCUUUGUAAAUUAAAUUGUAAAAAAGACUCAUCAAAUAUUAAAUUCGAUAAAUAUUUGAAAUAAUAAAAUACUUGAAAGCUAAAAUUCAAUUUGGUUGCUUAUAAAAUUAUAAAAUAAUAUCGAAAAAAGUAUUACUUAAAGGUUAUUUAUUUUUUAGGUUUUAUAAAAUUCAAAGAUAUUUGAUAGCAUAAAUAUUGUUUCGAUAUUAAGCAAGUUAGUUAUCAAAUACAAUAACUAACAAAUAAAUCAUACUAAAUAUUUCUAAAUAAACAAUACUCAAAAUUAGAUUAUUAAAAAGGUUAAUGAAGAUAGCUUUUUAAAUAAAUUAUCAAAAUAUUAAAUGGGUAUUCCUCAUUGCGUUCAUAUUCUUCAUAAGACAGACAAAAGGGUUUUUAGAUUAUACAUAAGAUAACCUCUCAAACUGUUCGAUUGAGUAUAAUGAUGAAGAAAGAUAACAAAAAUUUAAAUUGCACAUAAUCGAUUAAUAUGCAUUUAUAAUAUUAUCUCCUAUUUCAAUUAUUUCUAAUCUAAUUAUUAUCAUAUUGUUCCUCAAAUAUAAAGAGAGUCGCAAGCAGCCAAGCGAUAUCAUAUUUUUUAUUAGCAUUUCAGAUUUAAUCCUAUCGAUACACUGGUUUAGUUCUGCUAUUUAUGCGAUAUCCAAAAGUUAGGUACCUGAUAAUGAUGAUAUUUUUUGCUAAAUUAAUUCCUUUUUCAGUAUUACAUCAGGAUCAAUUGAAUAUUUGUAUAACCUCUUUUUCUGUAUUUUUUUGAUAACUCGCAUUAGGAAUACUAUUAAAGGUUUUAGGAUUAAGAAGUCUUUUAUUCAUUUUUUUACUAUAGUUGGCUCUAUUGGGUUUUAUCUCUUGUAAAAAUUCUAAGGCAGAGCAUAGUUGAAUUUAUACGGAGUUUGUUCCUAUAAAGUAGAUAGUACUAGUUGGAUUAUUGGAGUAUCUAUAUUUGUUGUUUAUCUAUUUAUAAGCUGGUUGACAAUAUACUAUUUCAAGAAAUAUGUUCCUAAUAUCACUGCCUUUGUAAAGCAUCGUACAGAGUUUCUCUAAUUCUAUUAUUUCAACGUAUUGUUCAUAAGUAUAAGUUGGUCUAUAUUAGUAGCUUCAAACAUUAUUGUAGGAAUUAAUUGUACUUAUGAGCUGUCUCCUUUUUUAAAUAUCUUUAUAACAGUUGGUAAUAUCAUAAAGCUAGUUACUCCUAUAGUUCUUUCUAUUGUUAGAUACUUUGAUCCCACUCUCUAAGGCUGCAUCCAAAAUCAUAAGCUAGCCAGAUAAAGUACUUCUAGCGAGCUGAUAAACCUUUCUUUCAAUAAACCAAUUUUAAACGCAUAAGUAGGAUUAGAUUGGAACUAAUCAACUAGCAAAGACAGUUUAUCAUCAAGGCAUAGAAGAGUGUCCAAUUGGAGUCAUGUAAUUUCAGCUAAUUUAAAGAUCUUGAGAAUUUAAAGCAUAAUAUUAGGUCUUUUUAUGUAAGACGAACUCAUAUCUUAAUAAGCUCCUUAAAAAGACUAAAUAUAAAAUUUAAGUUUUGUAUAUGACUAAUAAAUUUUAAAAACCUUACCAGAGGUCUAUCUUAAAAAACUUCAUAUGAAAUAUGAAACACAUAAAAUGAGAAUCAAGUUUUUUUUUCCAUUAGAAUUUAAAUAGCUAAGAGAAAAAGACUCUAAAUUUAUUAACAUUAAAAAAGAUUUUGAUCUUAUAGAAAACUUUAAGUCUCUUUAAAAUAUGGCUGAAACUGGAGAUGGAGGUAAAAGUGGCGAACUUCUCUUUUUUAAUCAUGAUAAAACCUUACUUAUGAAGACUAUUUCACGUUAAGAUGUUUAAUCUUUCUAAAAGUUUGGAAAGUAAUACUUUUAGUAUGUUAUGAAUGAAAAUCCUGAUACAUUUAUUAUUAAAAUUUAUGGUAUGUACUCUUUUACAAGAGCAGAUACGAGAGACUUAAAGACAUAUGUUAUUUUUAUGAGAAAUAUUGCUAAUGUCCCAUCUUAGAAUAUUUUAAGAAGAUAUGACCUCAAGGGAUCUAGAUUUGAUAGAGAAGUUCUAACUAAAUAUAAAAUACAAGCUGAAGAUUUACCAAAUUAUUCAAAUAUAGAAGAAUUUUAGAAUUAGCUAGAUAUGAUAAAAGAAUUUAAUGUGAUCAAAGACGCUAAUUUAAACAAUUUAAAUUCUUGUGAAUCAAGAAACUCUGAUUUUGAUAUUAAAAAUGUAGUCUGCUAAAACUAAAUCAAAUAACAAGAUAAUACAAAUCAAAAUGAAACUUUAAAUGAUAACUAAAAUAUUAGAAACAUAAACAAAUUUGGAAAAAUUUAAGGAAUAGAUUUUUAACGAUAAUAAACUAUCUAAAACUGGAUAGAACUCUAUAACUAACCAAUAUUUAAAAGAGAACUUUCAUGUAACAUGUAAAAGUCCAUUAAUUAAAACAUUAACAUCUCAAAAAUAACAAUGAAAGAUUUAGAUUUUUUAAAACUAGAAAAACAAAUUUAUGUUGACGAGAAUUACAUUAAAUUUAUUAAGUAAAGCUUAGAAAAGGAUUGUUUGUUUUUCAAGGAAAAUGGGAUAAUUGACUACUCUUUACUUGUAUUCAAAGUGGCUAGCUAAGUCAGUCAUAAUUAGGAAAGUAGUACAGAAAAAGAAAAUCUAAUCUUUUAGUCUAAAAGAGAAAAAUACAUUGAUUAUCAUAUAGGUAUUAUAGAUUAUUUACAGGAAUGGAACAUAGAUAAAAUGCUAGAAUAAAAAGCUAAGUAGGCUAUUCAUGCAAAUUUAAAUUUAAAUGUUUCAUCUUAAAAUCCAGAAACAUAUUAAUCAAGAUUUAAAUAGAAUAUAAUUGAUUCACUUUUUUGA
Molecule: messenger RNA, 2928 nt
Organism: Tetrahymena thermophila SB210
Lineage: Eukaryota; Ciliophora; Oligohymenophorea; Hymenostomatida; Tetrahymenidae
Product: phosphatidylinositol 4-phosphate 5-kinase
Exons: 2
Biological process (GO): phosphatidylinositol metabolic process
Molecular function (GO): phosphatidylinositol kinase activity
Source: RefSeq, a predicted model, not a curated record